AUGUCAGCACCAAGAAUCUUGACCUCUCUUCGACCUCAACUGCGCUUAGCUCGUACUGCCUUACCUUUCCCUUCUGCUCGCUCUUCAUUCUCCACUUCCAUCCGACGACUAGACAACAAAGAUGAUAGUGGUCGACCUCAGGCUGCUCAUCCGUCGAAACACGCUUCAAGACCUGUAUCAUCAGGAGAACCAGUAGCCGAGCACGUGAAGGAAGAUGAAAGUAAGAGAGCUGGUUUACCUGAAGAACCAAUGGAUGGUCCACCUCCACCUCCACUCGCUGCUUUACCAGCCCAAGAGUUGUUCCACCUCAAGAACCGAACCAUCCUCAUCACAGGCGGGGGACGUGGUCUAGGUCUCACAAUAGCUCAUGCAUGUCUCGAGAGCGGAGCCAGCGUCAGAUGUAUGGAUCUCUUACCUGAACCGUCCCAACCUCAAUGGAGAAAAGCAGAGGAAUUAGCCAAAUCUAAAGGAUUGGAAAUAACCUAUCAUCCAUUAGACGUUACGGAUCAAAAUGCCGUAUCCAACCUCUUCUCCGACUUAUUCAAGAUGGAUUCGAAAGAACAUCCAAUUAGAGGACUGUUCACUUCAGCAGGUAUACAAAUCAUGAUGCCUGCCGUUGACUAUUCCACCGAUAAAUUCCGUAAAGUCAUCGACGUAGAUCUCACAGGAACCUUUUUAUGUGCCCAGGCAUUUGCCAAAGAAUGGUUCAGAAGACAUCCAACGAUGGAUGGUCAGGCGGGAAUGAAUGGUGCUAGUAUAGCGAUGACGGGAAGUAUGAGUGGACACAUUGCGAAUUUGGGUAUUGAAUGUGCUGCUUACAACGCUAGUAAAGCGGGAGUUAAUCAGCUGGCAAAGAAUCUGGCUUUGGAAUGGAGUAGAAAGGGAAUCAGGGUUAACACACUUUCACCUGGUUACAUUCGAACAGCUCUCACUGCCGCUCAAUUAGACGAAAAACCAGAACUGAACAAAAUAUGGUUACAAGGUUCUUUGUUAGGUAGACUAUCGACUCCAGAUGAAUUCAGAGGCCCAGUACUAUACCUCUUAUCGGACGCAAGCUCUUUCAUGACUGGAGCGGACCUUUUGGUUGACGGUGGACAUUGUGCAACUUAG
This is a messenger RNA of Kwoniella botswanensis, 1110 nucleotides long. RefSeq lists its product as uncharacterized. The transcript has 5 exons. The record is from RefSeq and is a predicted model, not a curated record. Gene Ontology annotation, cellular component: intracellular anatomical structure. The coding region runs from base 1 to 1110 and encodes 369 amino acids. Gene Ontology annotation, molecular function: oxidoreductase activity, acting on NAD(P)H, oxygen as acceptor. NCBI's taxonomy places the organism in Eukaryota, Fungi, Basidiomycota, Tremellomycetes, Tremellales, Cryptococcaceae.